CUAGACCAGUGUGGGAGAGGAUGCUGAAACAGUCAUCAUCUAAUCUCUGACCAACCGCAAUCUGAUCUUAAAAAAAAAAAAAGAGGAAUCAUUUAAUGGUGAUUGCAGCUGAUCAUUCUUGACUGCUGUCCUUUAUACACACAGAUCCUGAAUCUUCUCCCAUGUUGUGACCAAAGAAGUGUCUCGUUUUUAUCGACUUCUUCCUUCAAAUUGUAAGCCUUCGUCCUAUGGAGGGCUCUUUGGCUGGACACACUACACACUCGCACAGGAGAACCUCAUCCCUGGGUAGUCUUUCAGAUCAUGCCAGUGAAGAGAACGGGAUGAGAACCAGCACAGACGAGUGGCAUGAUAGACCACCUGUACCAACCUUACUAGGUUAUGAAGUCAUGGAGGAAAGGGCAAAGUUUACAGUCUACAAGAUCUUGGUGAGGAGAGCACCCGAUGAGAGCUGGGUGAUUUUUCGGCGCUACACGGAUUUCUCCAGACUCAACGACAAGCUCAAAGAAUUGUUUCCCAAAUUCAGACUCUCUCUGCCUCCCAAGCGUCGCUUUAAAGACAACUACGACAUGAACUUCCUGGAGGAGAGACAAGUGGGCUUGCAGGCCUUCCUCCAGAAUCUGGUCGCUCAAAAAGACAUGACUAACUGUGAUGUAGUGAGAGGGUUCCUGUGCUUGGACGAUCCACCCGGUCCCUUCGAUAGUCUGGAAGAGAGCAAGGCCUACUGCGAGACCCUGGAGGAGACGAACCAUCGGCUGCAGAGGGAGCUGCAGGAUAAGCAGCGAGAAAUCCAGUCUCUUAGAAGAAUCUUGGAGGAUCGAGAGCUCCAAAUCAGCGGGCUGGAGAAAACCAAGAACAGCAUCUGUGACGAGUUAAGUGAAGUCCACGCAGUGUGUAGUGAGACCGUGAAGGUAGACGCUCACACAGAGCCGGAAAUUGAAGCAGCAAGGACAGACGACGCAAGCGACCCAGACCACAGUUUGGACCCCCAGUUGGCAAAGAGAAGCCAUGCAGCUUACUGGAGCGGUUCGGCGUCAGAAGACAGCGAAUGUGUGAGCUUCACCAGAUCAACAUAUCUCAAGGACCAGGCUUAGAACUUCCAUCGCCUGCAUUCUGGAAAGAUAUAUUUGGAUUCUUGGAAAUUAGUUUGAAAGAUCAACGGAUCUAAACACCUGGAGCUAAAAUGAUCUCUGGUGAUAUUUACAAGCCACGACUGUUUUUUUCUCAGCAGAAAUAUGUUGGAGUGGUCCGAACAGCUGGGCUGAGAAAGAUCUGAACUAUUUACAAGGUGAGAAGUGAAGGCAUCUUAGAUGUUACAGAAUGCAGAUUCUGCGCAGUGCCUUUUUAUCUCUGAAAUCGCCAAACAGCACAUUUUUAGAAGUGUACAUCUGGAGUGGACAUUAAGAAGUCUGUUUUAUUAUAUUUUCUCGAGGGCUUGACUAUAUUUGGAGUGCUUUUAAGUGUACGUGUGUGUUCGUGUGUGUGUUUGAGUCUGUGUGCUUAUUAAUCUAUUGCUAUUAAGGUGUAGAUUAAUGCGCUUGCUGUAAUACAUGAUCGUUUCCAUAGUAAUAACUCAUUCAGGGAAUAAACAGAUUUUCAAUGCUGUUAUUUAACAAAGAACAAUAUGUGCAAUCAUUAAUAUAGCGAAAUUUUCUGUAAGGAGAUGUAUAUUCAACAUUUAUGGAAGGAGUCUCCAGUGUCAGUGCAUUGUAACAGUCGGUGCGUUUUCCGCUACGGGACUUUGCUCUUUCCAGUUUCUCUGAAACAUCACCAACUCCAUCUUUUGUCUCAUUCAAAAGAGAGAAAAAAGAGAGACUGCUGAGCAAAUGUCAGUUUAUAGCUGCUACAACAUAAGCGAUGACAGGAACUCAUUUGUUUCGCAGAUGUCCCAUAACAUUAAAUGUAACUAUAAAUCUUUAA
Messenger RNA from Pangasianodon hypophthalmus (striped catfish), 1917 nucleotides. RefSeq names its product sorting nexin-16. Gene Ontology annotation, biological process: endosome to lysosome transport; protein targeting to lysosome; early endosome to late endosome transport. Bases 228 to 1091 code for a protein of 287 amino acids. The transcript has 8 exons. Gene Ontology annotation, cellular component: early endosome; late endosome; extrinsic component of endosome membrane. Gene Ontology annotation, molecular function: phosphatidylinositol binding. The record is from RefSeq and is a predicted model, not a curated record. Lineage: Eukaryota; Metazoa; Chordata; Actinopteri; Siluriformes; Pangasiidae.